AUGCCUCCUCUCCCGGUAGCACCUGUCACUGCAUGGAACCCUCGAAUAGUAUGCUACUUUCAAACAUACCAUCACAGCGACCAAUACAUCUCACUUUUACCACUUCUCACCAACCCCUCGGGCGUUACGCAUGUGAUUCUCGCCGCUAUCCACGUCAAUUGGGAUCCGCACAACCUGACACUCAAUGACGACCCACCGGAUCACGAAAAAUACACCCAACUAUGGGACGAAGUUCUUGUUCUCCAAGACUCUGGCAUCAAGGUCUUGGGCAUGCUCGGCGGUGCUGCUCGGGGAUCCUUCGCAAGACUGGAUUACUCCGAGUCGAGGACCGACGUGCCCCUAGCACGGUUUGAAAGCUACUAUCUUCCGCUGCGUGACAUGAUAAGACGUUAUAACCUCGACGGAAUAGAUCUGGACGUCGAGGAGGAAAUGUCCCUGCCAGGCAUCGUGCACCUGAUCGAUCGUCUCAAAGCGGACUUUGGGCCCGCGUUCAUCAUCACCCUCGCCCCUGUGGCUACAGCUCUCAUGGCUGGCCGGCCGCAUUUGUCUGGGUUUGAUUACCGGAUGCUCGAGGCCAUGCGCGGUCCGAGCAUCGCAUGGUACAACGCGCAGUUUUACAACGGGUGGGGAGGACUGCACAAUACGGCGGCCUACGAUGAGAUUAUUCGCAAUGGCUGGCCGGCGGAGAAGGUGGUGGCGGGCAUGUUGACGAACCCCAAGCACGGCGGGAGCGGUUAUGUGCCGCUGGAAUUGUCGGCGGCGGUGUUGAGCUUGCUGGUGGAGAGGUAUCCCGGGUUCGGAGGGGUCAUGGGAUGGGAAUACUGGGAUGCGCUGCCUCAAGAAGGCGAGAAUUGUUGGAUGUGGGCUUAUUGCAUGGCCUUGUGUAUGGGAAUGAAGAAGGUGCGGGAUGCGGCCCUGGUGGUACAGCUGGGGAGAGGGUUGGCGGGCAUUUCAGUGACUCGGUGA
This is a messenger RNA of Fonsecaea nubica, 966 nucleotides long. RefSeq lists its product as hypothetical. The record is from RefSeq and is a predicted model, not a curated record. Gene Ontology annotation, biological process: carbohydrate metabolic process. The transcript has a single exon. Lineage: Eukaryota; Fungi; Ascomycota; Eurotiomycetes; Chaetothyriales; Herpotrichiellaceae. Gene Ontology annotation, molecular function: chitinase activity. Gene Ontology annotation, cellular component: extracellular region. Bases 1 to 966 code for a protein of 321 amino acids.